GGACCAACUUCUGCUGGUGGAAGGUACAAACUUUCAAACUACACAGGGCUCUUCUUCAGGUCUGGGGAAGGAAACAGAGUGUCUGGUGGCAUGGUUAUCUUUGCUGUCCUCUUCUGAGUGUGGUGAAGAUUUGCACGUCAAGCUGUCACUGGCAAUUGUUUCCCACAGAAGAGAAGGCGAGAACAGUGAGGUGACUGGGAAUUUUUGAGUAUCUAUUUAAAACAGACUGGAUGAAAGGCACAUUCUGGGUUUUAUUUUAAAAAGCACAAAAAGGGGGAGAGAAUUUUCAAAUGGACGAGGCCCCUGGAGAUGCAUCUCUAACAUUCAGGGAUGCACCGCCUCUUCUUGCAGCAUCUUUGAUCCACGCUGCAAUUGAUGAGGUGCUACAGACUGAUCUUUCUGUUUUUAAGAAGCAGAGUGUGGAAGGGGAGGAAGAAGGAGACCAGGGGAAGUUCACCUUGCUGGAUGGAGGCUCUUUGCAGCGCUGUUUCUUUAAUAAGCUGCGAGACAUCUGCUGUGAAUGGCAGAAGCAACUGCCAUCCCUGAAGUCACUGAAGCGCUUCCUGCUUAUUUCCAGCCAUGCCAUCCGCAACGUCCGCCGGAAAAUGGAGGACAGACAUGUUUCUCUCCCAGAAUUCAAUCAGCUCUUCGGCUUGUCGGAUGACGUUGAUCGAGCAUACUUUGCUGUAUUUGAUGGCCAUGGUGGAGUGGAUGCCGCCAAUUAUGCAGCAACUCAUUUGCACAUAAAUGUUGCAUUACACAAGGAGAUUCUUAAGAACCCAACUGAGGCCUUGAAAGGCUCUUUCCAGCAAACUGAUGAAAUGUUCCUUUUCAAAGCUGAAAGAGAGAGGCUGCGGAGUGGUACAACAGGUGUAUCUGCCUUAAUUGUAGGGAACAGGUUACACAUAGCCUGGGUUGGAGACUCCCAGGUAAUGUUGGUGCAGCAGGGAAAAGCUGUGACCCUGAUGGAACCUCACAAACCUGAAAGAGAAGAUGAAAGAAUGCGAAUAGAAGCCCUAGGUGGCUGUGUGACCUACAUGGACUGCUGGCGGGUCAAUGGAACCCUUGCUGUUUCCAGGGCUAUUGGUGAUAUAUAUCAGAAGCCCUAUAUCUCUGGAAAUGCAGAUGGUAAUUCAUUUGAGCUGACAGGUUCUGAAGAUUACUUGCUCCUGGCCUGUGAUGGAUUCUUUGAUGCCAUCAGACCAUAUGACGUGGUGGAUCUGGUCCUAGAUCACUUAAAGCAAAACAAAGGAGAUGGUCUCAAGGCAGCAGAGAGACUGGUGUCUGCAGCAAAGGAAAAUGGAUCCAGUGAUAACAUCACCGUCUUGGUGGUCUUCUUAAGGGAUCCCCAAGACAUCUUGGCAGACUGCUUGAGAGACCCUAAAAGCCUCAGUGUUGAUGAGGGUGCAGAGGAUUCACCCUUUAACUUUUUCAGCUCUGAGAUGAACAAUCAGAGCGACAGCCACACAACGACAAAAUCUUAACUCACAUAUGUUCCACAAAAGAAAUUUUCUUUCCAUUGAAGAAGCCUCUAGUAGGAUGGGUAAAAUGUCAGGAAUAAGGUGACCAAAAGUCCACAAAGAAAAAUGUCAGAGCUCAUCUUACUAUAUCCAUUGUCCCCUCUUCCCCUGAAACAGCUGAGCAGGCUGGAAGACUUGUGCAGCUACUUCUUCCCUGGAAAUAGUUUUAAAGUGUUUUCCAUGUUGCCAGUUCAUGUUCCUCUUGUCCUGGAGGUGGUAAGGAACGUAUAAGCUAAUGGAGGAGAAUACUUAUUUGUAUUAUGCUUAUUUGGGUUCUGCUUUAAUUUAAAAUAGUGCUUAAAACAGAAAGCUAACAUGCACAUAGUUAAUUGUAAUGUUACCUAUUUUGGGGUGGGGUGGGGAAAGCCAUCAUCAAAGAGAAGCUUUUUACUGCACACUAUCUCUAUGAACAGGUUCAGUAUUCUAGAGGAUUAGGCUCUUUGGUAACCUGAAAAGAGAGGACACUUGCUGACUGUGUUUGAAAGGGGUCCAUAAAAAUUGUGUGUAUAUGCUCUGCCAAUUCAAUAGGCCCUGUACUUGCCACAUCCUUUUUUAUGGUUCACUAUAAACAAAGUGAAGUAUUUUAUUUUUUUCUUUUUUAUAAAGGUUUUGAGUAUUUACUGAAUGUUAUGAUUGUGGGAACUUUUUUUGCAGUGUUACUGUAUUUUGUUGUGGGUUUUUUUUAUUUAAAUAAUUAGGAUUUUUAAAAUGUACACUUUUGUUGUCUGGCUUUAAAAACUGGCCACCUUCAAGUGCCUUAAAUGUUUCAGAAAAGGAUGGGAAAGGUUAGUUUUCUAUCAAAUUCAGGUGACCGUGUUCUAGUUAUGUUUUUAAAAUUUGAUUUAAUUAAUAUAAAUAUUUUAAUGCACUUACAGCUCUUUCAUUUUUUUGUGAAUGACUGAGCAGGAACUAUGUUCCAAGAACAUCUUGUUUUUCUGUGUUGCCAAACUUUGUGUUGAUUGUGAGACUCCUGAUAUUUAGUGUUUUCUUAAAGGCCCCAGCUAGCUGGCCUCAGGUUAUUUACCUGAGAAUCUUUGAUUUUGUUUAAAAAAAAUUUCUAACCCUCAGUUUUGUAGAGGAAAACAAACCCUGUGUGCUCCAGUACCAUUGUGCAGAUGUUCAAUAAAAAGAACCCCAAGUGUUUAAUUUAAAAAAAAAAUAUUAGGUCUGACUCCUGGUUGCUGGAUGUUUGGCAAUACUUCAUUUAUGAUAUAUAUUUGAUACAGUAACUUUCUGAGGAGGUGAGUUGAGAUUAUGCUAGAGAACCACGUGACCGGUAUAUAACAUGCCUGGGAGCAAGCAUGCAGAAUAUGUGCAUAUAUAAUUGCAUUGCUUAGCAGGUAGUAGACUCAUGACAGUCACGAUCAGUGCUGCUGGAGCCGCUAGUCUGAUUCUGUCACUGUUCCCAUCACCGUGACGCUUUCUGUAUUAGCAGGAUCUGAGAGCUGUAUUGCAAAUUUAUUUUAUAACUUUUGUAUCUGAACAGGAAAAGCAGCCCAUCAGGUGGUGGGAUUGUAACAUCACUUUUGACUUUGGCACACUGUUGUCAUAGAGCAGUCCUGUUGGUUAAAAUACCCUGAAUAUUUUAAAUUGGAAAUGUUUUAAGGGGAGUACAUGUCUAUGGAAAAUUGAGAUUUGUCUUAGCUGAAUCAGAUAGCAGCCUUAAAAUAAUGAGGUGGGGCGAGGAGGCAGAGCAGCAGUGAUUGUGCUCAUGCUAUGAUAAGCUGUCAGCUAACACAAGAUAAUUCAAUUAUCCAAGUGAUUUAUUUGUCAGGUUACCCCAAAAGAUGGUACAAUUCAACAUGGUAACUCCCUUUGUAGGGGGUGGGGGAAUAACUCUGACAAUGGCUCUGUUAUUGUAUUAUGGAAAGGCAGUAACCUCUCCAUAGUUAAGGUUGAAACCAUUUUUCUGUUAUAAAGAGAAAUUUUGCUAACCUUCUAAACUGCUUGGGAGAAGCUUUCUCUUACUGCAAGUGAGCUAGGUAAGGUGGUAGGUCAGAGGGAAUUUUUUGUGACAAAUCUGGCUGUUCAAUUUUGGAGACUUCCCUGAUUAUAAGAAUAAUUCAGUGAAUCUUUGUCAUAUCCUACCUCUAGAAUGAUGCAACCCAGAAACUUCGGCUUAGGUUUGUUUUCAGGGGUUUUGGUGACCAGUAGUGCAUUUUGGCAUCUUGAAGAGACAGGUCCCCAUAUGGAGAAAUAGAACAUUCUGUCUGUGUCUUAUGGAUCUCUCAGGUUCACUGUUACUUUUGUCAAAACCAGGAUAGCUUAUAGAGGUGGUGUAAGAUUUGGAAGAUUCAUAAAGUUGCUGUUUUGUUUCAGAACUCUGCCAGCAUUUCAAAGAUAUGGAGGGAAGCAGGCAGACUUUAAAAGCCAAGCCCUUUGUCCUACCUUUCUGUUAUAAACUUCUGCCCGGUAACGCUGCCAAAAUUAAACAAAUCCACCUGAAACUUCUGACUGAGCUCCUUGCCAGGUGAGAAUAUCUUAACCAACUAUCAAGUGACUAAGACAUGAUAUUUUUCAGAUAUGGGAGCUAAAAUGAGUACUAUCCCUAUUGUGCUAUUAAUUUUCAUAUUUAAACUCCCUUUAAAAAUGAAACUAAUUGCAGAAUUUCUAGUCUGCCUCAACAAAUGGCUGCAGAAUCCCGGAAUCUUUCUGUGGAACUUAAGUUCAGCUUCCGGGACUAAACACGCUCUUGAAAUAGAAAUGGGUCUAUCAUCCAUGAGUGUACUAGAAAACUAGUAUAAUUGUCUGUCUGAUCAAGAGAAGUACUGGACAUGACACACUUUAGAUACUGGUAGCAGAGUUCAAAUGGGCACCAUCAACUUAAAAAUCACAUUUGUCUGAAAUUUAUUUUUUUUACCUUCAUGUGUUAAGGUUACUAUAACCUGAGCAAGACGGGGGCAGGGAGGAGAAUAUAGUCUUUAUUUUGUCAGUCUGUUUCUGCAUUUAACAGCAAUUUAUAUACUGUUUCCUCUGUGUAGUCAGUCAGAUUUCCCUGAUUCUGGGGGUCUUUUACAUAGCAAUAGUAAAGGUGGGGAAAGUGAUGUGAAACCACAAAAAUUGGCUGAGGGACUCAGGGCACAUGUAGUACCUGAAACUACUUUUCAUCUGACUAGAUUUCAAGUUGGAUUGUGUCCCUUUUAAGAAGUAGUUUAGCGUAACCAAGCACUAAAAUACAGUAGUCUUUAAAAACAAUGCAACACACACUUAAAAGCCUCAUCUUCUGUUAGAUGAAAACCUGCUUUUUUUCAUGAUACUUAGAUAUGGUACAAGUCUCCCUUGUGCUUGAACAACUCAGUUCUAAUCCUUUUUACUUUUAUUCUUUAGUCCUUGAAAGAAAUGUAAAAUAAAUUAAUAAAUCAAAUGUUCUGGGUCUAACCUAAACAAAAGGACCAGAAAUUCAUAACUCAUGGUUGUAAACAAGGAGAGUUGUUCAAGGGAAAAGGACUCCUGUCACAGCCUGUUAAUGUCUGUUUGACACGUAGUUUUUUGUAGAACCUUUGAGAGCUAGAGAGAGAGAGAGAGGCAGAGCAAUUUUUAGAACAGUGGGGGAAGGGGAAUUAAGUAAAAUCUACCCUCUAACAGUGACAGAGGAAUGAAAGAGAGCAUGCAAGACAGGAACACGUUUAAGUGUUAUUAGUGCCUAUUUUAAAAAGGAAGUGGGCUGGAAAAUAGAGCUACAAAUGUCAGUUUCUUAUGGAGAAAUAUUAAGUUCUGGAAGAAAUUAAAAACACUUUUAAAAUGGCAGAACGAGAGUGAUGACCUUGUCUUAUAAUAGUGAGGUGUGGGGUCAGGAAUGGGAUCAGAGUAAAAGCAUCCUGGGUGAUUUCUGUGACCUUGCUCAGUAUUGUUGUGUCCUUAGAGGUUCAUGCUGAUAAGUGGAAUUCUUCUAAACAUAUUGCAUGCAAGGGAACUAGGCUGAGAUAUACAGUUCUGUGUACACAGGUUAUUGGCUAUCACACAGUUGCUGCUGUAAGUAAAUGCCGUGAAGUGUUAAUGAAUUGAUACUGCUGGUUGGAUCUGAUAGGAUGAGUAAUUGGCAUGGAGUUGUUUCAGCAGAGUUGGCAGUUGAAUAGUGUUAAUCACAGUGAUGACUUUAAUAGCAUUUAAUAGACACUUAUCUGAAUUCAGAUCAGAUGAUAUAUUGCUUUAAAAAAAAAGCAUUCCCAGUGCUAUUAGCAUUAUAUGGUAGAAAGACACUAAAAUUGCCAGAAGAAAGUUGUGGGUUUUGUGUUUUGUCUUUCUUCCCCUGUUUGAGAAGUGCUUGCUUUCUGGGUUCUGGUUAUAGGUCUGCUGCACUUUCCAUUAGAAACCUGUGCUUUCACUUGAUAUUUUAAUAAAAGAACAGUUUUGAGCUGAAACUUAGCAGCCACCUCCCACAAAUCCUAAAAGGAACUUUCCAAAACAGAGAUGCUAUUAAAGACUACCAAGGAAAUACAGGUGUUUUUUAAAUAUGUAUUAGACAAUAGGUUUUGGCUCCUCAGGUGUCACUAGAGAUUGCUUAAAUCACAUACAAGUCUAUGAAGGGUAUAUAUUGAAGGGUUGUUUCAGUUGAAGCUUCUUAAGAUUAAAAAAGCUAUGUUAAAAGGAAAUUCAAGGUCUGACUUGACAGACAAAAGCUAGGAAAAUUGGAGUUAAGGUUGCUACUCCAUUCUUAGCACUUAAAUGCCACCGUGAUGGGUGUUCUACAAACGCUGAAAGAUUAAUGGAUCACUGUGCACAGUGUGAGGUUAUGUAUUGCCACAUGUGUUGUAUUUGAGUAAAAGCAAAUGCUUCUGGGGAUGUGUGGGGGAAAUGUCAGCCUUAACUGAAUUUUUCUGAUCCUUGUUAGUCUAACACUUGAAGACUGCAGAUGGUUUUUAUAUAUCUAGAUCGCUGUUAGUUAAAUUUGGAUUAAAACUUCUGUUCAUACUUACAGGUGCCUUUAGGCACUAGUGCAAUAUCCUAGUCACAGUGUGCUAGGCAAUAUACUAACACAGAAUAACAGCCUCUUUGCAGUUGUUCAUAAGUUUGGACUCGUUUCUUUUGGGUUGAAAUUUCCCAGGCUUCAUCUCUGCCCAAAAAUUAGUGUUUGGAAAACUAAUGCAAAAUCAUUUAAACUGUACUGAAUAUUUAAUGGUUUUCCCCAUGCAUCUAUUAUGUGUAUAUCUUUUCGAUUGGGUUGUGAACAGAAAGGGUGGUUGUGACCUCCCACCGCUUUCUUUCUGGUUAAGUGGAGGAGGUGAUCCCAAAAAUUCCUGUUGUAACAGUGUCCUGGUCUGGAGAAGGGUGAAAACUACUGCUCUGAAGCAGCCAUUUGGUUGGCAGAAUGCUACCAUUGGAAGGUCUAUGCUACAAACCAGAACCCCAUUUCUACCAAAAGGGUUAUAACUUGUAGCAUGGACAAGACUAGGUUAGUCCCAUCCACACUAUAAGCUUGAAUUUUGGUUCAGUGCAGCAUUUUAAAGUCACUGUUUUCAUGAGACCCUCUGAAAAGAAGAAACCCAUGCAAGCACCCUAAGUUGUUCUGCAGUUCUAGUUUUGUGUGGGUUUUCCAAGCUGUGCACAUUCCUGCCGAGAUUGUUUACUUUCCUGUGCACCAGCAACAAAAGACAGCUGUGUUGGCAGCAUAGGAAAUUUUGCAAAAUGCAACGUUUGUCAAAAAAAAAGGAGGACAUAAUCAAUAGAGAGAAAAAAUGUUUUCAAGCUUCUUGGAAUACAAACAAUGGAAUACAAAAAAUCCAAGCUAGAAAAAAGUUGGCAGCGCACUGUCUGAACAUAUCUUAGUUAAGGAAACAACUGUUUUAAGCUAACGCAUUUUGUCUGCUUUAUUUUAUUGACGGGUUCAUGUCUUGUUGCUGAUAUUUCUUUAUGCUAAAAAGUACAUAAGACAAAUAUUUAACUUGCUGAGGACUGGGGAUCUGUUUCUGCAUUUGUCCUAGUUAAAACAUGAUUUACCAGAGCUUUCUGCUUUCUCAAGUCAUGAGCCAUAUUGCACCAAAUCUCAACAACACUUUAAUAUCACUAGUAGUGAUGAUAACUCAUGCAUUUGGGCAGCCUAGUGACACUGCUCUGUAUUGUCAUACUGAAGACCCUAGUAUCUCCUCCCCUGGUGGAUUGAUCUCCAAGGCCUAGCAAGAUAUGGGAGGUAAUGCACUCAGCUCCUAGGGUUUUGUGUCAUUCAGCAGUGACCUAGUUAAGGUGUGACUUUUUUUGCCAGUUGUGAAGGGAGUAUUGUCCAUUCCUUGGUCAAAAGGAUGGGUGUCCUUUAGGACCCCAAGGAUAAGGGAGACAUAGCUAGAAAACAAGAAGGAUCUUAAGGGCUUCUGAGGGGGAUCCCCCAAUGCAAUCCAUUUGUGUAGUUGCCUCUGCAUAUUGUCCUUUUCUAGCUGUCUAAUGUGACUCUAGUUAUUGCUAAGCUAUUUAUUAAUGAUGCUGUUUGCUCUAGGGUUUGAGCAAUAUAGUAUAUAAAAUAUGUCCUCCUUCUUUGCUAAAGAUUCUCUGUGAUGGGAGGAAAUGUUAUACUAGUAUAAACAAUGCAUCUAUUUUUACCUUUAGUUCUAGAGAUCUAAGUCUGCCUCUUAUCCCCUCCUCAUUUUUCCUUUUCCUCCCACUUCUCCCUUGCAGCUCCUCAUCUAGAAAGGAAGAAUUUUCUUCCUUUGGAACCAGCAUCAAAGUUUGUGUGUGACUCAGACAAUAAACUCCACCUGAAUUGUUGGCUCAGUGCAGAUGCCCUGUAUAAUGUUGUCCAGUCUGAUUCAAAUUCCUCUGGAAAAAUACAGAUCUGUGGUCUGAUGCUGCAAAUAAGCCUAUGGCGUUGGGAACUUAGGAAAUGCCAUACAGAGUAUACAGGACUAGAUGACCCACUGGUUUGAUGUUGCUGACAUUGGCCAGUACCAGAUGCUUCAGAGGACGACUUUAAUCUCCUAUUGUGCCAUAACCUGCCAAUAGAGGAUGAUUCAUCUUAAAUCCAGACUGUUAGAGCUGCUUGUGCCUGUAGUAUGGGGGUUUAUAUUACUUAACUUCUAUCCUUGUCUGGGACACGCCUUGCUAUCACCCUGCCUGGAGAGGAAUCACACUUGUUUCCAACCAUUUUACACUGGUUUGAAAGGAGAAUUAUUUGCCUCCUCAGUUCUUCCUUUGUUCCCCACCCCAAGUGAACAAAAAAGAAAGACAAUCUGAUACCUAUACUUUGUACUUUGAGUGACUGGUCAGACUUCUCAUCCAAGACAUUUCUCCAGUGUUAGGUAUAUAAUAUAAUGUAAGCACAGUAUCAGACAUCUCGCAGUAAUGUUAGACUUUUGUAACUAUUUGUAUUGAUUGAAAAUGCACAUAAUUAUGAUCAGUAUUAAAAUAGUUUUUGAGUACACAACUAUUGCUUUAUUCUAGCAACCUCCUCUCAGCAUGUUGGCUAAUGAACCUUGGAUGGAAAACAAGAAGGGCCGAUUAUUCGAAAUAAGGGAUCUGUUGUGUCAUUUAAACAUAGUCCUCGCUUAUUUAUCUUGACUGUUACUGUGCACUUGCAAUUCUGAGCAGAGAGGCUGCGAUACAGCAGGUUUUGUAAGCUGUGGCUUAAGCAGUUAUCCAGUAUUUUAAGACUUUCUUUCCUAUUUAGGCUGACUGGUUACUUGUGCAUGAGCUGUAAACCUGUUAUUAAACAUGCUAUGCAUAUUGUAUAUUCACUGAUGUGAAUUGUUCUAACAGUGCUUGUGUGUGUUGAGUUACGAUGCUACAUUGCCUUAUAUAUUUAAGUGUAUUGCAUGAAGUUUAAUUGUUUUUAUAUUGUCACUUUUGUAUUCACAUAGUGCCUCAAGUAUCUAUUUGCUUAUUGCAAGAAAUGUACAUUGUUUCAAAACAGUGAUUGAGUAGCAAAGGGAGUAGGGGCAAGAGAUUCCCUUACUGUAGGACGUGUUUUGAAGUGUUAAUAAAUUGCAAGGAUCCAAA
This is a messenger RNA of Chrysemys picta bellii (western painted turtle), 9443 nucleotides long. The record is from RefSeq and is a predicted model, not a curated record. NCBI's taxonomy places the organism in Eukaryota, Metazoa, Chordata, Testudines, Emydidae.